UAAACUCUCAGUAAGCUUAGUUCGCUGCGAAACACAGCUACUACAACUUAUUCUGACUUUACCUUUUGAAAACAUUUUCAAAGGUUAUAAAUAAGCGCUUUCUAAGCCAAAUAACUUUGAGGUUCACCUAAAAAGGAAUGGAUUGGGAUGUGGACGAACUAUUAGCUGAACCAACAACAGAAGUUGAACAAGACUACUCUGCUCUCUGUACACAAUGGUUAAAUGAACGUAUGGCUCCCGAGUUGCUUCCAUUUGCUGAAGACGUUGUUUCAAGGGUUACUGAAAGACUUCGAGCUCAAGUGGAAACUUUACAAAGCUCAAUUGGAACCGCUAAUGCUACUGGCUAUCGUAGUGUGCUAAUUCAAGUUGAACUUGAGCGCAUUAAGUUUGUUUUAAGAUCUUAUUUACGGACAAGACUAAGUAAAAUUGAUGACUAUGGUCAGUACAUUCAGGCCAAUCCAAAUGUGCUCCUUAAUUUAUCAUCAACCGAAAGACAAUACCUUUUACGGCAUCAACAGCUCCUGCAUAGACAAUAUAUGGCAUCUUUUCUUCGAGAGCUUCCUAUAAAGAUGAAUAAGCUAGACGACACGAUAGGAAGAACUUCUAUGGUAGCCGCACCGGACAUGGAAAAUUCCGUUUUCUGUUAUGUCAAUGAAACAGUUGAAGAAAACCUUCGGGUUGCUGAAAAUGAAUAUGUGACUUUAGAUCGUGGUGAUAUAUUACUUUUGAAAUAUUCGGUUAUUGCAAAUUAUGUUCGUACUGGAGCUGUUUCCCUAAUCUAAACUUUCUUUUGUAUUGUACUAGACCUCAAAAAUUAUUUUAAUUCCCCCCUAAGGAUAAAGCACUAAUAGUAAUAAAAUGGAUAGACUAUUACAACUCGAGCAA
Molecule: messenger RNA, 885 nt
Organism: Schizosaccharomyces cryophilus OY26
Lineage: Eukaryota; Fungi; Ascomycota; Schizosaccharomycetes; Schizosaccharomycetales; Schizosaccharomycetaceae
Product: GINS complex subunit Sld5
Exons: 1
Coding region: 138-782 (214 amino acids)
Biological process (GO): DNA-templated DNA replication; double-strand break repair via break-induced replication
Cellular component (GO): GINS complex
Source: RefSeq, a predicted model, not a curated record